This is a messenger RNA of Dromaius novaehollandiae (emu), 5837 nucleotides long. It is a transcript of the gene KCNA1, whose product is annotated as potassium voltage-gated channel subfamily A member 1. The record is from RefSeq and is a predicted model, not a curated record. The transcript has 2 exons. Gene Ontology annotation, cellular component: neuronal cell body; dendrite; paranode region of axon. Gene Ontology annotation, molecular function: protein binding; delayed rectifier potassium channel activity. The coding region runs from base 207 to 1262 and encodes 351 amino acids. NCBI's taxonomy places the organism in Eukaryota, Metazoa, Chordata, Aves, Casuariiformes, Dromaiidae. Gene Ontology annotation, biological process: potassium ion transmembrane transport; protein homooligomerization.
UUAGGCUCCUCUUCCAUUUUUUCCUCUAGCUCCAUCCCAAAUCAUCAUUCCUCCCUGCAGACCCUAAGCCUCCCCUCAUCCCCCCCCCCCAUCCUCUACUGCACUGCCCUGAAGCUCUCUGCUCCCCUCCAUCCUCCUGCCCACUCUCAAGCUCCUCUCCCUCCCUUGUCUUCCCUGCCCCUGGGUCUCCCAUCCUGUGUGCCACAAUGACCGUCAUGGCUGGAGAGAACAUUGACGAGACUUCUGCGCUACCUGGCCACCCCCAGGAUAGCUACCAGCCUGCUGUCCACGAUGACCAUGAGUGCUGUGAGCGCGUAGUGAUAAACAUUGCUGGACUACGCUUUGAGACACAGCUGAAGACUUUAGCCCAAUUCCCCAAUACACUGCUGGGCAACCCCAAGAAGCGUAUGCGGUACUUCGACCCCUUGCGCAAUGAGUACUUCUUUGACCGGAAUCGGCCCAGCUUUGAUGCCAUCCUCUACUACUACCAGUCUGGGGGGCGGCUUCGCCGGCCGGUCAAUGUGCCCUUAGACAUGUUCUCUGAGGAAAUCAAGUUUUAUGAGCUGGGUGAGGAGGCCAUGGAGAAGUUCCGGGAAGAUGAAGGGUUCAUCAAAGAUGAGGAGAGACCCUUACCUGAGAAAGAAUACCAGCGCCAAGUAUGGCUCCUCUUUGAGUACCCAGAGAGCUCUGGGCCUGCGAGGGUCAUUGCAAUAGUCUCUGUUAUGGUGAUCCUCAUCUCCAUCGUGAUCUUCUGCCUAGAGACGUUACCUGAGUUGAAGGAGGACAAGGAGUAUACUGUGCAGCGCACUGACAAUACUACUCAGGUCUACAAAUCCAACAUCUUCACUGAUCCCUUCUUUGUUGUGGAGACCUUGUGUAUCAUCUGGUUCUCCUUUGAGCUGGUGGUGCGCUUCUUUGCCUGCCCCAGCAAGACUGACUUCUUCAAGAAUAUCAUGAACUUUAUUGACAUUGUGGCCAUCAUCCCCUACUUCAUCACCCUGGGCACUGAGAUGGCUGAGAGGGAGGGGACUCAGAAAGGGGAGCAGGCCACCUCCUUGGCUAUCCUGAGAGUCAUCAGACUGAAACAUCGCUGCCAUCAUUGUAUUUGCCCUUCAUUUCCCCAAGAUGGCUCUUUGCCAGCCUCUCCUAGAACAGCAGGAUGCAGGAGGAACUUAGGACCAGCAUUAACUGCAGCAUCACCCAGUCAGGCAACCGGAUUGGAAGACUGCACUUUUCUUUCCCUUGGGUUCCCCAGGAGGUAGGUGAGAGAAGGUUUUCAGUGCCCAUCUCUGUCUCUCUCAUCCACUUUCAGCAAUAGAUCAAAUCUUAAAUCCCAUCACAGAUCUUUCAAGUCAUUCUUCUUUCUGGUCCCUGUCUCCACUCUGUUCUCACCAAUGUCUGGUGAAGGAAGCAAAGCUAGGAGAAGGCAUCUUCUGCAAUUUGCCAGCCUUGACUGCUAGGCCCUAGAAAAUAACAGCCUUUGAUCUUAACUAAUGCAGGCACUAAUCUUUUUUUUUUUUUUUAAUGGAGAAAGUUGAGAAUCUUCAUUCUGCACUUAGCAUGUGGCCAACUGUAAUUGAAUGCUUCCCUACUGUACAGAUCCCUUCUUCCCCUAUCUUUCCUAUCUGAUAUAUGUAUAUAUGUGUAUAAAUAUAUAUAUAUGUAUGUGUGUGCGUGAGAAUACAUGUGCGCGCACACACACACACACGCACACACACAAAUACACACACACACACACACACACACACACACACACACAAAAUCAAAGCACUUAGAAUAAUAAUAAAAAAAACCCUAACUGCAGUUACGCACAAGCCUGACAUGCCAGGCUUCCAGAAAGACUUGAUUUUUCUUCUCACUGUGUGGCUUCUGUGAAUCUUAAUGAUGAGAAAGUGAUCAAGAAUUGAGGGACUCCUGCAAGAAACACAAAGCAUCAGAUAAAACAGGGCAUUAUAUUCUCUAGGUAGAUGUUGUAAAACUUCUUUCCUGUCCCCUACUAACUCACCCCUGCCCAUUGUACAUCUAUCUCCCCAUCAAAAUCUGGUGGUCCUGAUCUUUCCAGACUCUUGAAUUCUAGGAUAUGACUUCUUCUGUCAAAAGGGACUUCAAUGCUGCAUUCAGCUUAUCAAACAAACAACCAGCAAUAAUCAAUUCAGUGUUGUGGGACUGAUGAUCUGUAAGUAGCAUCUGGGAGAUAAGGUCUCACUUUGGUAACCUAAAUUCUGUUCUAGUUGGGUAUCCACACCUUAGUUUAAUGAUCAGAAUGAUAAUUAUUCUUGUAUGUAAAGAGAAAAGUGCUGCAUACAGCAAUUCUUUGUCAGGAGAUGGGGAUGGAUUAUUAGGGCUUGGGGUGGCUUGGGGAGCUUGAAUGUUGCUUUGCUUAUAUCUCAUUGCAAAGGAGUUCAGUAAAUAUGGAGUACAGGGAUUAACCCCAUGUAGCACAGGCAUGUGUUUUGGGCAAGUUUGAUGCAAAAAACCAAAAAAUAUUCUUACCCCCUUUUACACAGAAAAGCAGAAAUGUCUUUGAGGGUCUGCAGGUGCAGUUAAAAAACUACUUGUUCUUACCAGCAAACAUCCCUUUCUAUCUUUCUUUCCUUUUUCAUUUCUUCUCCCUUUUGUCCUACAUUUCUUUUUGCUACACAGCUUGAGGUCUGUGGGGUUGUUUCUGUCAGUGUAAGGAAAUGAACUGAUGGCUGGUUUAGUGCUUCACUGAAAGACAGAAGAGACCACCAUUUGUUUGCUAGGAAGCUCCCAAAAGUGAUGCCCAUGUUGUGCUGAAUAGAGAUAUCAGUAGAUACAGCAGCUUUAGUUGGACUGUAGUUUGAUGAGGCAAAGCAGCAACACUGGCAUAUGGCCCCCUUUUACCAGCCACUGCAGUGCUGCCUUCUUAGGUGCCUCUAGACAGCUUUUUCUUAGGCCACUUUGUGAAGUGGAUGAGGGAAUUUAUCUGCUGUGACCAAGGCAACAGUGCACUGUGAUGCAGAGUAGCAGUGAAAUGGGGCAGCAGUGGGCAAGAAUCCCAUAAACUGGUAUCAUGGCCCAAACUCCCCAUCUGGUCCUACCACCCUUAGCUGUACAGGGCACUAGGGAACAGGCAGAGGAUCAAGUGGGAAAUGAAAUGCUCUGUACCCCUUUCCUUAACAGAAUCAAGCAGUUGUUUUCUAACUGCAAAGAGCUCCAAUCCUCUGUGCUGCAGCUCCAGCAUAGGCAAUGGACUGGAUUAAUUUGUCUUCAAGAGGAAGUUAGUGUGCAGUAAGCCAGGGUGUGAGUUCACAAUAUCCUAGAAAAUCCAUGCAAACUCCCUGCAUGGAAUCUCAUCAGCCGUAUUUCCACUGGGGACUUCAGGAAAGCUAAUCCGAAUUAAUGAAAGGUGUGCAUUUAAAGUAGAUUUGUUAAACUGCAUUCAAGCCCAGCAUGGACAUUCUGUUGCAGUAUAGAAGCAGCCUUAAUCUGAUUUGGGUUCAUUCUUUUUGGGAGGAAAGUAAGCUGAAUUGAAUUAAGGCUGCUUUAAUUCUGAACACAAUGGGGCUUAAUGCGGUUUACCUCAUCUGCCUCACAAGUUCAUUCAGAUAGACAAACCUUUAGUAAUCAUUAAAUGUAAUGGAACUGACCCUUCUUUGCAGAAGGUGGCUGGGGGGAGUGUGGCCAAAUGGCAUGAAACUCUUAGUACGCAAGAAGAGCAUCUGUAUAGACAGGGUGGAGUGGUGAGUGCUCGAAAAUCACAGCCUGGCUUACUAAGCACUAGCAUAUCGUUUUUUGGUACAAUUGUAAUGAUUUCCUUCUUUGUUCCUGAUUUACGCAUUUGUAUAUGUGAGGAGAAUCAAUCCCUCUGCCUUCUGUGACGUUACCUGGCAAUGAUCAUGACCCAAGGCAAUUAAUGUCCACUUACAAAUUCUUUAACUGUGCACAUGCUUAACCUGAUGUACUGUCAAUCAUAUGGACAGGCUCUUGAAAGACAGCACAAUGCACUAGAGACUGGACAAGAAUAGGCAAAAAUCCUAUUGAUUUCAAUAGUGAUAUUGCCUGAUAGAGGGAACAGACCCUUCUUAGCAAAUCAGCUGUGUAUAGUUCAUUAGAGACAGCAUUGGCCCAAAUAAACAGUUGAAUUAGUGGAACUUUCGUUGACAAGUUUUGACUAGGAGACAAUUGUUUUCAUUGAACAGAUGUACAAAAAGUUUGUUUCUAUUAUGAUAGAGCUGAAGCACAAAUGUAACAUAAAGAAAUCACUUAUAUUUUAAGUAUGAAGAACUGAGAGCAAAUUUCAGUCUUCCAUAGUUCAGACUUUGACAGUGCAGUUUCCUAUAUGCAUAUAUUAAUUGAAAUAAAAUCAAAGUAAACACAAGGACAAGAACAUCUGAAAUUCAUUAGAAAAGAGUGGAAAGUUGUAUUUCAGAAAAUAUCUUCUGUGCACAUAUAUUAUAUACAUAUAUUUAUAUGUAUAAUAUAUAUUCCUUUUCUAAUGUUAACUUGAUAACUGUUCUUUGAGGGUUGACAUCCUGGAAUAAUUUUCCCUAGCAUAAAGAAAAGGGAAAAAACACAGCUUCUAGCCACUGCUUCAGGAAAGGUCUGAUCCCCUAGUCUUUCAGCAGCCUGUGUCCACUGAUUGUUGUGGUAAUUUUGGACUCACAGGAAUGCAGAAUCAGUUCCAAAGUGUGAUUUACCUUUCAUAGUCACAGAGCUGGAUGGAAUUAGAAAGUUGUCUUGCAAUUGCACAACAUGGCAAGCUUGUUUCAGCCUGUAUAUAACAAGCCUGAAACAGAUUCUUUUUCUCAGCUGCUUUAACCAGGGACCUACAUUUCAGUUUUUGUUGUACUUUCUUCAGGCUGAGUUUAUUCUUCUGUUGUUCUGGCUUUAUUUAAUCAGGUAUAGCAAAUAUCUUUUUUCUGAAAUGCUUAUCAAGUAUUCUUAAAAGCGUCAGUAUUUGUAUCUGCAACAACAAAACUUCAGGGUGUUCUAUUAUUUCAUUUAGUGCAGGUGAACUCACCACCAGUGAGGUCAACAAUUUAUGCUGUCAAGGCAUAAUAUGCUUUGAUAUUUUCAAAGGAAAUAAAGUGAAGCUGAGGUCUUAAUUGAAAUUUGUCUCAAAAUAUCUGUUACUAUCUAUGUAAACGUGUAUAUUUCACCUGUUCACAGGCUCUAGCAAAUGUCACUUCAAGUUAUAAAAAAAUCAUCUUCUGUUUCUGGUUUUUAUAAUAAAUAAAAUGAAAACAUGCUACAUUCAGUUCCUUUCGGUGCAUCAGUCUUUGAUCCAUGUUAUUGUUUCAGUGGCAUGUCUAUAAUGUAAUUGGGAUCAAAUGUAGAUUUUACUUUUGUACAGAAAGUAAAAAUGAUAUUUUUAUGACUAAAUUCAGCAACCCCCUACCUAUAACCUACUAAAAUUAAAUAUUUUUUUCCUUUCCUUGACAUGUAAACCAUUGUUUUUGCAGUAUGUUGGUUUGAAAUGAAUAAAUAACAGCUGUUGAUAGAACUGUAUAUGGCCUCUCAGACAUACCUCUGAUUUUAAAGAACAAAUAUUACUGAUGUUAAAUAUAGAAACUCAUUAGUCUCCAUGUGAAGUGCACCAUUAGGGCAACAAACUGUUUAAGCUGACUCAGCUGUACUUAUUACCACCAUUUACAAACCGCUUACACUUUGGAUCAUGUACUUUAUUGUCACAUAACAGCUCAUUUUAUUUCCAGUAGUGAAAUCAUUUGGUUUAUCAUUUUUAGAACCUCUAAUGUCAUGAGUUCUUGAACUGUUUGAAAUGCAUAGUUUUCAUCUAUGCAAUUUUACCUGCUUCUGUACUUGUUCAUCUGUUCAUACUUGGCAACAAUUAAAGAUAAUUUUUAAGGAUCUUA